AUGUAUAGCAAUUACCAAAGAACGAUCAAAGAAAACAAAUUAAGAGUUGUUCCCGAGGACGUCUCCGAUCGCUACAAUGAGAGUGCGGAACACUUUGACAGCGAUGUCGGCACCAUUGAAUGGAUGAUGGGUUUGCUCAAAAUGAGAAAGAAGCUUGCAAAAGAAGCUGAGGGAGAUGUUCUCGAGGUCUCAGUGGGGACUGGAAGGAACAUUGAGUAUUAUUCUCUCGACAAAUGCAAGAGCAUCACCAUGGUUGAUCUAAGUCCUGAAAUGGUUGAGAUCGCAAGGAAGAAAUUCAAAGAGGCGCAUCCAAGAUAUUCAAACGUCACAUUCCGUACGCAGUCGGCAAUGGUCCCUAUUGACGCUCCGUCGCCGCAGGGAUUCGAUACCAUUAUCCAAACCAUGGGACUUUGUUCAACGCCCGAGCCAGUUAAGCUCCUGGACAAUUUGGGUCGUCUAGCUAACCAAGAACAUGGAAGAAUCCUUUUACUGGAACACGGCAAAUCAUAUUACACGAAACUGAACGAGAUCAUGGAUAAUUUAGCACCAGCACAUGCUGACAAGCACGGGUGCUGGUGGAAUCGGGAUAUCGGGGCCAUCAUUGCAGAAAGUGGGUUGGAAGUUGUGUCAAUUGACAGAUAUCAUUUUGGCACCACGUGGAAGGUCGAGCUUCGGCCUAGACAAACGACAUUGAAGUCGGACACGAAGGACAAAGGCUCCAAAUAA
Molecule: messenger RNA, 726 nt
Organism: Xylona heveae TC161
Lineage: Eukaryota; Fungi; Ascomycota; Xylonomycetes; Xylonales; Xylonaceae
Product: ubiquinone/menaquinone biosynthesis-related protein
Exons: 2
Coding region: 1-726 (241 amino acids)
Source: RefSeq, a predicted model, not a curated record